GGCCGCGAUCCGCACGCUGUCCUCCAAUAAUUUAACGCAAACAUUUGCCAGUGCCGGGUCUUGUUGAACCUUUUUCCUCAUUACCGCAACGUGUAUUUUCCACAACCAAAGAUUUGUGAUUCAGUUUGUGUGCAAUGGGUCGCCGCAAGUCCAAAAGAAAGCCUCCUCCUAAGAAGAAGAUGACGGGGGAUCUGGAAAGUCAGUUCACCUGUCCGUUCUGCAACCACGAGAAGUCAUGUGACGUAAAAAUGGAGAGAAGCAGAAAUACUGGGAUAAUAUCAUGUACAGUCUGCUUGGAGGAGUUCCAGACCCCCAUUACCUAUCUGUCAGAGCCAGUUGAUGUGUACAGUGAUUGGAUAGAUGCCUGUGAAGCAGCCAAUCAGUAGCCCUCGUGGAGUUGGAUGACUUGGGAAUUAGACGAGGAUGUGGCUGGUGGGUCUGGGCCCAUUAAAAACAAGCUUGUUAGAGGAGAUUACUGAAACUUUUAUUAUUCAUAGGUUUCUGUAUCGUCACUUGAAAUUUACAGCUGUGAAAACAGCUGACGCAUUUACAGUAUGAGGUCUUCAGCACAAACAGGCUAUGAAUUGUUCCUGUUCACGUCUCCCUUUUGUGAGUAAAGUUUCAGCCCCCAACUGUAGUCUUUACUUUUGAGAUUUAUUGCAUUAUUUGUAAUUUGCAGUGUACCCUGAUUAACCUCACGCAUUGAGCAAGGCGUUCUGUUUUCAAUAUUUGUUUCUGUUUUUGAUUAUUUAGUAUGUGUCUCGAAAGACCCUUUAAAUUCAGUAUAUACAACCCUUUAAAUAAUAGUCGAUUUUGAAGAUUGCAAAAAUAAUGUGUCCUGCUUUUUAUUUUGUAAACUGCUGGAUUUUGUUCACUGAGCAAAUGGAAUUUUACACAGGAGACCUCUAGUGUACGAGAAUGGUCCCAAUCUUGGCAUUUUAAUGUGAAAUUAAUAAUAAAACAAAACCCAUAAAGUAACCGUAUUUUAGGUUUAAACCAUUAAGUUAGAGACACUCAUUCGCUAUCUCACACUGUCACUAACAACAGGAUGUAGUUAGAAAGGAAAUUUCCAGGUAGGCUGAACUGCCAGCCUUUACAAAGUCUAGAUGGGAGUGAAACUGGUUUAAAUCUGAAUAUACUUCAGGCCAACUGCAAAACUGGUAUGAUGUUUCACUAAGCAAUUUGUUUUUAACAUCUCACCUCGACACAGCAUAGUUGAUCUAAGUCUUUUCUUUCUGUGUUUUUGGUGUUUGCAGAACUAUACAAUCCUUUCUGAUCACCCUCAGUUAGCAUUGAUGUUCCAGGUUCUGUUCACAGUCAUAACUAACCACAGAUCUCCUCAUCCUCAUGAAGACAGCUGUGUCACAGCUUUAGGUCAUUCCACUGGAGGGAGGAACGAAAAUGUCUAAAGAUUUAUGCUUAGCUGCUAAGUUCAUAAGUUUUGAAUUGUUCUGAAUCCAUUCAUUUUUUUUCAGGUGAUUGUCUUUUUAGCGUACAAGUUUAAGAAAUACAAAAAAAAAUCAAGAAGUACAAAUUAUCUUUGUUAUUAAGCGCAUGUGUAAAAAAUACUGUUAUCAUAUCCUGAACUCAAGCUGUAAUAUUGAUUGUUUAUUUUCCUAUGCAAUGGCUGAGAAGAAGAAGAAAGCUUUUUUUUUUUUUUUUUUUUUUAAAUGUACUGAAUUGGAAAAAUGUCAUCUUGGAAAUAAAGGAGCAAUAAGACUUGA
This is a messenger RNA of Xiphias gladius (swordfish), 1724 nucleotides long. RefSeq names its product transcription elongation factor 1 homolog. Gene Ontology annotation, molecular function: RNA polymerase II complex binding. The record is from RefSeq and is a predicted model, not a curated record. Lineage: Eukaryota; Metazoa; Chordata; Actinopteri; Istiophoriformes; Xiphiidae. Gene Ontology annotation, cellular component: transcription elongation factor complex. The transcript is spliced from 4 exons. Bases 135 to 386 code for a protein of 83 amino acids. Gene Ontology annotation, biological process: transcription elongation by RNA polymerase II.